ACAUUAGGUAAGAAGGCUGCUAGUUCGAAUAUAUGCUGAACUCGCUUUCUGCUCAAAGCUAUUCCCGUGUUAACAGAUCCCACAUCCUCCAAGUGUUAUCAGCAGAAAUGCUGUUAACACUAACAACUCGGCGAAUUACUAAAAAUAAAUAGUUUACUAUGCCAGCUUUGACUGCAGAAUGUGAGCUGCUGUGUGUCGUUCAACAAUGUUCAGUAUUUCAGACAUGGAGGAGUUCAGUGACUCGUACGAUGGUUGUGAAGCAGAUGCCCCGGCUUCCUGGGCAGAACAACAACACGAGUGUGUGCAGGAACUGGACGAGGUGGAGACUCUCAGAAGGAAAGUCAAGUUUUACUUCAUGAACCCCUGUGAGAAGUAUCACGCCCGUGGACGAAAACCUUGGAAACUUAUGCUGCAGAUUGUGAAAAUUGCCAUUAUUACUAUCCAGUUGGUUUAUUUUGGACUCAGUAACCAGAUGGUUGUCCAAUUCAGAGAAGAAAAUCUCAUCACAUUCAAGCAAAUUUUCUUAAAGGACUUUGACGAAGACACAGACACUUACGCCAUCUACAGACAGGACGAUGUCUAUAAGCACAUUGAGUUCAUCAUUUAUCAGUUCGGACGUCUGUAUAACAUUACUGUGGGGAAUCAUGAGUAUGAAAUAAACGGUAACGCAUACACCCCACUAUCACUGUGUCAGGAGUAUUACAGGAAUGCUACCAUCUUCCCCGGAAAUGAGACCUUUGAAAUCGACUCCCAAGUACAAAUAGAUUGUCUGAAAUUCUAUCCAACACAACCGUUGUCUUUGCAGGAUGUAGAGCCACCAUUUGAAGUGUAUUUCAAAAGGUUGAUCUCUAUCACAGUGACAUUUGUUCUCAAGGCCAUAAAUUUGCAGACAGUAAAAUAUCGGGAGCUUCCAGACUGCUACGACUUCACUGUUGUUAUUACUUUUGAUAACCAAGUUCACAGCGGUAGGAUUAAGAUCAACCUGGAAAACGAUGUGGACAUUAAUGAAUGCAGGGACUGGAAGGUGACUGGUGUUACUGCAACAAACAUUUAUCUGACCAUGGCCUUUGACUGCAUCAUCAUUUUGACAUGCAUCACCUCCUUCACUCUCUGCACACGUUCAGUCAUCAGUGGGAUUCGGCUUCAGCUAAAAUACUCUCAGUACUGCAGUAAACACUGCAAUGAAAAAGUCCCACUGUCUGACAAGUUGGAGUUUGUGAACGGUUGGUAUAUUCUGAUCAUCGUCAGUGACUUGAUGACCAUCAUCGGCUCCAUUCUGAAGAUAGAGAUUCAGACUAAGGUCCUGACGAAUUAUGAAGGAUGCAGCAUCUUCCUCGGCACAGGCACCAUGUUCGUCUGGAUGGGGGUGAUCCGCUACAUGGGAUACUUCAGGAAGUAUAAUAUCCUCAUCCUGACACUUAGGGCAGCGUUCCCAAAUGUUAUCCGUUUCAUCUGCUGCGCUGGAAUCAUCUACCUGAGUUACUGCUUCUGUGGCUGGGUUGUUCUUGGGCCGUACAAUGAGAAGUUCCGGACCUUGAACACAGUGUCCGAGUGUCUGUUCUCUCUCAUCAACGGUGACGACAUGUUUUCCGCCUUCAUGAACAUGAAGCAUAAGAGCACCUUGGUGUGGGUUUACAGCAGGAUUUACCUCUACACUUUUGUUUCACUCUUCGUCUACAUGAUCUUGAGCCUUUUCAUCACAAUCAUCACUGACACCUACUACACCAUCAAGGAGCAGCAGCAGAGUGGAACACCAACAUCAGACCUGGAGAAAUUCCUGUCGGAGUGUAGAGAUUUGCCAAACUCUGGUGUGUACAGACUCAACCAAAGCAACGACUGCAUCUUGGACUUCUGCUUCAACAGGUGUCGGCAGUAUCAGGAGAGAAUGACCUGAGGGUCUUAAGCUACGUCACAUGAGGACACUUUAACAUGUACAGUAUCUGCAUAUUGUUGUUCACUUCGAGGCUGGUGUAAAUAAACCUGUAAAUUUUCCGAAACAUGACA
This is a messenger RNA of Cynoglossus semilaevis (tongue sole), 2004 nucleotides long. RefSeq names its product mucolipin TRP cation channel 3b (gene mcoln3b). Gene Ontology annotation, cellular component: plasma membrane; lysosomal membrane. The record is from RefSeq and is a predicted model, not a curated record. Gene Ontology annotation, molecular function: NAADP-sensitive calcium-release channel activity. Bases 206 to 1894 code for a protein of 562 amino acids. The transcript has 14 exons. Lineage: Eukaryota; Metazoa; Chordata; Actinopteri; Pleuronectiformes; Cynoglossidae.